This is a messenger RNA of Paramormyrops kingsleyae, 1970 nucleotides long. RefSeq names its product protein phosphatase 1 regulatory subunit 27-like. NCBI's taxonomy places the organism in Eukaryota, Metazoa, Chordata, Actinopteri, Osteoglossiformes, Mormyridae. The record is from RefSeq and is a predicted model, not a curated record. Gene Ontology annotation, molecular function: phosphatase binding.
GUGUGUAUAUAGCGAGGCAUCAUGCCCCAGGGCACCAGAAAGCGGAUCUCACUGCCAGCAGAGGCUUAGAUGCACCACUGAAGCGGGCGAUCGGCGUCUCACAGAGAUCUCUGUCUGCUUUUGACCUGCACAGAAGGCAACGUAUAAAAUCAAGAAAAAUCCGGAACUGGCAAAGACAAAAGACCUUUGGGAUUCUACAAACAGUCUGGAUUUUUGUUUCCUGUUCCUGUUCCUCAUUCUGAACUAAACACAGAGGAAACGUCACCGUGGAACAUGAAGGACAUUCUCCAGUACCCCACAUCCCAGUUGCCACGCUACAGCCACUACUCGCCCGUGCAGUACAGGAAGAGUAGCUACACAGCUACGCUGUACACCCCCACACACUACACCCCAACAGCACAUUAUACCCCCAAGCAGAACUCAUCUACGCGCUACACUGCUUCAAACUACACUCCUUCACAUUACACUCCUUCGCAUUACACCCCUUCGCAUUACACCCCUUCGAAAUGCGGCCGCACGCAGUGCAGGUCCUCCCCUGUGGCACUCAAGCCGGCUCGCAGUGUCCGCUUCCCCAAUGACAUCGUCUUCCAGGAUCACAUCCGGCAGGGCGACCUGGAGCAGAUCGGGCGGUUCCUCAGGGCUAAAAAGGUGCGACUAGACACCAUCUACCUGUCGGGCAUGGCGGCGCUCCAUGAGGCCGUGCUGACAGGGAACCUGGAGUGCGUGAAGUUGCUGGUGAAGUACGGGGCUGACGUGCACCAGCGGGAUGAAGACGGCUGGACACCGCUGCACAUGGCGUGCAGCGACGGCUACCCAGACAUUGCCCGGUACCUGCUCUCCCUGGGGGCCAGUGUGGAGGCAAAAAAUGAAAGCGGGGAGAAGCCGGGCGACCUCAUCGACGCUGACUGCAAGGAGCUGGUUCAGCUGUUUGCGGUGGGCUGUGCCUGAAGCCAGACUGGGCAUGGCCAACUCAGAUGGGGCGUGGCCUACUCAGACUGGGCGUGGCCUACUCAUGGGGCAUGGGCUUACCUGGGCUGCAGCCCAGAGGCCUCUACAAAACCACCACCCCCUUGUCAACAGCCUUUACCAUCACCAGCCCCCAACACCCCCUUCCCUGUUGAGGACUGCACCAUCAAAGUCAAUAGCAGGGGGGUCUCUGAGAACUAAAAUAGCCAAGGGGCCUUCAACCAAGUUAAUCUCCGGCUCCAAACGUGCACCCUAACACCACCUAAGGGACAGUAGUGACUGGACUGUGGCAGUGAUGUAAACCCAGCUUCCUCUUUGAGAUGUUAAUCCACUUAGUCGACUGGGAAGGUCGCCACUAUUUGGAUGCCUUGUAAUACAGACCCCUUGAUCCUGUCAACCUUGUUAACCCUCCAUGUAUGUCUUAACUUCUGAUGAUCUCUUACGUAACCAAUCCAGUUUGUUCCAGCCACCUUGCCGGCUACUUGAAUGUAGUAGCUUGUGAGGGCUUGAUGCAUUUGGACAAAAUGUCACAUUGUAUAACGUGACCAGUGUAUAAUGAAAGCGUAGAAAGUGUGAUCUCAUAGGUGUGCAUGCUUUAGGAGAGAAUAUAGUGUGUUUUCUGUUCUGCUGUGCAGACUGCUGGACACUUUAAUACUUGUAUGAACAGUUCACUAUAAAUAGUGAAUGAAUAACUGAGAGGACAGUUAAAAACAGUAACAAUAAAUCAGUGAUAUUGUAAAUCAUGACAGGAGUGCAGUUCUGACCUGCUAACAAUGUAUGUUAUGUGAUGAACUUGCAAAGUCUCCUUAAAGUCUUACGGUUUUUUUUUAAGUGCAAUUUUUCAUAUAUAAAGUUUCUUUUUAUGAUAGUUUUAUAAACAUGUUUUGUAUUUGUGUGAUAUUUUAUGCAGGUUAUCAAAUUUCACUACCUGGGCAUUAUACUGUUACUCAACACAGUCAUUAGUAGAUUAUAAAUAAUAGGCAUUAAAUAUUAUUUGAAUAAUA